Messenger RNA from Diospyros lotus (date-plum), 1715 nucleotides. RefSeq lists its product as uncharacterized. The record is from RefSeq and is a predicted model, not a curated record. NCBI's taxonomy places the organism in Eukaryota, Viridiplantae, Streptophyta, Magnoliopsida, Ericales, Ebenaceae. Gene Ontology annotation, biological process: regulation of DNA repair. Bases 94 to 1098 code for a protein of 334 amino acids. The transcript has 6 exons.
CUUUUUGUGAUACCGAACACACCCUUGAGGAUUGCUCCUCGAUUCCCUUUUUAUUAGGGUCGGCUUCGCGCAAACUGGAAGCUAACAGGAAAAAUGGCGAUUUUUGGCGGGAAAUUCGUCUGCAGACCGUUGAUUGGCCUUCAAUGUCGAGUCAUUUUGAUUCCCUGGAUGAAGAAGAGUUGUGGCAUUCGCUGCUCCAGCGAUAGCACCAAUAGUUCUUCAUUUCCAGUUAGGUACAUUCCGAAGAAGACUUCCAAGACUGAACAAUCUCAAAUUUCUGCACCCAUGAAAGGUCAUGAGGAAGUAAUAACUAAAGGUCUGGACCACAAUGUAUUGAGAUUUGAAGUGUCAAAUGACUUGACGAGUUUAACGAGGAGUGUCACCUUGGGUCAAAAAUCACAGAGCCAUGUUAGAAGAUCCAUACAAUUCUUAACUCAUGAUAUAAAUCAAGAAGUGGAAGAAGGAAUUGAUUACAAUGAUGGAGUUGUGGAGCGUGAAAGUGUAGAAGAGCCUAAGGAAGAUGUAGAGAGACUGGCUAUUCAUCAGAAUACAAAUUAUUGCAGUGAAGAUGCAUUACAGGCUGGUAAAAAUAGACAAAAUGCAGAGAAGUUGGCAAUUGAAUUACUUGGAACAAGAGCAUUUACAGUCGUUGAACUGAGGAAGAAACUGCUUGGGAAUAAAUUUGCUCUUGAUACAAUUGAUUCAUUGUUGAAGAACUUCCAGAGCAGGGGUUUGAUCAAUGAUACCUUGUAUGCUGAAGCAUUUUCUCAAUCAAAAUGGUCUACCUUAAGUUGGGGGCCGAGGCGGAUCAAGCAAGCAUUGGUCAAGAAGGGAGUGAGUGAAGCUGACGCUGAGAAGGCAAUAAAGUUGGUCUUUCAGGACAAUGAUUCCAGUGGAGAUCAAGAGUCAAGACUAGGCUUGUCUAAAGUCUCUAUGGAUCAUUUAUUUGUUCAGGUCACAAAGCAGUGGCUCCGAAGCCAGGAUGUUACCAAUGAGAAACGAAAAUCAAGGAUUAUUAGGUGGCUUCAGUACCGUGGAUUUGGUUGGGGUGUAAUUGACUUAAUGUUGAAAAAGCUAGAGUCUGAGUAUCCCCAUUAGAUCACAUUCGAUGUAAGCAAGGAUAUGGUUUCUCCUCUUUCAGAUGAUAGAAGAGUUGACGCCCAAGUCACUUCUUUCGCCUCCUAAUGCAAUAUGGUAGAGGGUGGCAUUCCACAUUGGUGGCACUACCAGCCCCAGAGAUAGUUGGCCCUCCAUUGUCAUAAACUGCUUUCUAUGUCAACCUACCCAGUGCCAACUAAGUGCUGUGAGAUGCAGCCCAUAUGACGUCAAAGAAGUUAAAAGGUCUCAACACUUAGACGCAAUUAGUCAGAUCAAUAUCUUCUGUUGAAAUCAGAGUUGUCACCAAUUCUUGUAAAUACAUUGUGUGCUGUGAGAUGCAGCUCAUUUGGCGUCAAAGAAGUUAAAAGGUCUCAACACUUAGACGCAAUUAGUCAGAUCAAUAUCUUCUGUUGAAAAUACAUUGUAUUUGAACACCCAUUUUCUUGUUAGUGCAUUAUCCAGUCACUGAUGUGCACCUGUCCAGCUAAUGGAACAGUUACUGUUUGAAAUGAUGUUCCCAUAUAGUUUUUAUUGGGAAAUUUGCAUGAGAAUGAUUGUGAAAGUGACAUUUUUAUAAAUCGCUAUAAGAGGCUGUUUGUUUCUCAUUGAUUGGACAU